This is a messenger RNA of Oldenlandia corymbosa var. corymbosa, 1710 nucleotides long. The record is from the annotation of a GenBank genome assembly. Lineage: Eukaryota; Viridiplantae; Streptophyta; Magnoliopsida; Gentianales; Rubiaceae.
CCAUGGUUUUUUCAAGUUAAGGACUUCAAACAUUGCAAUUCCCAAGCUAAGGACAUUUUUACCCGACUAUAAAUACCUUCCAUUUCCUCCAACCAGAUGCAUCCAUUCCUCCUUGAAUUCUUCUUCCAUUCUCCUUUCUUAUUACUACUUUCGAUUGUUCUUAACGUUGUCAUUGUCAAAGUCCGGUUUCCGAAAUGACGAUCCUCAUUGAGCAACAACCCGACCUAGUUUUUCCAAUUGAAGGGAAGACAAUCCCACAUGAGACUAAUGAGCUUAUACUCGACGGAGGUUUUGUUAUGCCCAAACAAACACCUAAUGGAGGAUUUGAAGCUCCAGAAAUCAAUGCAUUCGGUAACGAUUUCAGAAACUACAAUGCAGAAACUGAGAGACAAAAGUCCGUGGAGGAAUUCUACCGCUUACAGCACAUUAACCAGACAUACGACUUUGUGAAGAGGAUGAGGGAAGAGUACAAGAAAUUGGACAAAGCGGAAAUGAGCAUAUGGGAAUGUUGUGUGCUUUUGAAUGAAGUUGUGGACGAUAGUGACCCUGAUUUGGAUGAACCCCAAAUCGAGCAUUUGUUACAAACUGCCGAAGCUAUCCGAAAGGAUUAUCCCAAUGAAGAUUGGCUUCAUUUGACCGCCCUCAUUCACGAUCUUGGGAAAGUUCUCUGUCUUCCUGCCUUUGGUGGGCUACCUCAGUGGGCCGUUGUGGGAGACACAUUUCCGUUGGGUUGUGCUUUUGAUGAAUCCAUUGUCCACCACAAGUAUUUCAAGCAAAAUCCAGAUAUUAAGAACCCGGCCUACAGUACCAAGAAUGGGGUUUAUGAAGAAGGAUGUGGGCUUGAGAAUGUUGUCAUGUCAUGGGGCCAUGAUGAUUACAUGUAUUUGGUGGCUAAGGAAAAUGGAACUACAUUGCCGCCUGCUGCUCUUUUUGUCAUCCGUUACCAUUCUUUUUACCGUAAGCACUAUACAUUUAUUACUUUUUUUGUUUGUUCUUUAUCUUAUUUAUAUUCGGAGAUAUCAUACUUAAUCGGUUAUGAAUUUGACGGUAAUUUUAUUUGUUACAGCAUUACAUAGAGAAGGAAAAUAUACCCAUCUAAUGAACGAGGAGGAUCGCGAGUGCUUCAAGUGGCUACAAAUAUUCAAGUAAUUAACAAUCUUUAAGUCUUGAUUGAUGUUUCUUCUAUUUACUCACAUUAAACACCAGGCUCAAUAUUUUUUUUCCAAAACAAUCAUUUGCAGCAAAUAUGACCUUUAUAGCAAAAGCAAGGUUCGAGUUGAUGUAGAAAAGGUGAAGCCAUACUAUCUGUCCCUUAUUGAAAAGGUGAGAAUUCAUUUUUCUUAGUGUAAUAUAUCCUUUCCUUUUUCCUGAUGAUUUUUAUUUCUCUUUUGGUUUUGGGUGAAAUUGAGAAACUCUCGGUUUUUAUGCAGUACUUUCCAGCAAAAUUGAGAUGGUGAAUAGGUAAAGAGAGAAGCAAUCAUGGGAUGAUAUCAGAGAUUUCGGGAAAAGGUUUCCUUGAUUUCUGAAUAUUUUGGCUGUAAAGGAAAUGUACAAAUGCCUUAUUUCCAAUGUUCAUCCAUUUUUUUUCUGAAGAAAUUAUAUUGUAAUACCAGUUGGAAUGUAGUUCCAAAAUUUAUGUACGUACUCCAUCGGUGCAAUUCACCAUAAAUGAAUAAUAUUUCUUAAAUUUUUUUUAAGAUCUUGAACUGA